Messenger RNA from Manis pentadactyla (Chinese pangolin), 1404 nucleotides. RefSeq names its product GTPase IMAP family member 7-like. Bases 163 to 1041 code for a protein of 292 amino acids. NCBI's taxonomy places the organism in Eukaryota, Metazoa, Chordata, Mammalia, Pholidota, Manidae. The transcript is spliced from 3 exons. Gene Ontology annotation, molecular function: GTP binding. The record is from RefSeq and is a predicted model, not a curated record.
AAAAGUCCAGCAUCUGGUGGAUGAGAACGGAGGACCGUAUUGGGUGAACUUCAGAAACAAAGGCGGUGGGUUCCAGGAUUGUGUGAACGAAGCUACGUCUCUGAAGGAAGACGACCCACAUGGUCUGUGGGUACCUGAGCCCCAGGACCUCUUGAUAGGAACAUGGCUGACCCUCAGGACAACACCCUGAGGAUCGUUCUGGUGGGGAAAACGGGAAGUGGGAAAAGCGCAACAGCAAACACCAUCCUUGGGAAAGAAGUAUUUCCUUCCAGAAUUGCUGCCCAGGCCGUCACCCAGCACUGUCAGAAAGCAUCGCGGGAGUGGAAGGGGAGGAACCUUCUUGUUGUGGACACCCCAGGGCUCUUCGACACCAAGGAGACCCUGAAAACCACGUGCAAGGAAAUCAGCCAGUGCGUCAUCUCCUCCUGCCCCGGGCCCCACGCCAUCAUCAUGGUUCUGCAGCUGGGCCGCUACACGCCAGAAGAGCAGAAAACCGUGGCACUGAUCAAGAGCGUCUUCGGCAGGCCAGCCAUGAAGCACAUGAUCAUCUUGUUCACCCGCAAAGAUGAUUUGGGGGAUCAGAGCCUGCGUGACUUUAUAGCAGGUGGGGACGUGAAGCUCAGGAGCAUCCUCAAGGAGUGCGGGAACCGCUUCUGUGCCUUCAGCAACAGAGCAGGUGACGCUGAGAAGGAAGCUCAAGUGCAGGAGCUGGUAGAGCUGAUAGAGAAAACGGUGCAGAACAACGGAGGGGCUUACUUCUCUGACGCCAUCUACAAGCACGUGGAGGAGAGGCUGAGACGCCAGGCUGAAGACCUGAAGAAAAUCUAUGGUGAACAAUUAGAAGAAGAACUGAAACUAGUAGAAAAGGAAUAUGUUCAUAAAUCAGAGGAAGAAAAGCAGAAAAAAAUAAAAUUGCUAAAGGAGUACCAUGCUGAACAAAUAAAAAAUAUAAGGGAGAAAGCUGAGAAGAAUAUAUUUGGAGAUGUUUUGAAUAAGAUUAUGCAGGUACUUUCACGAGUAUGGGCUAGGUUUUGGCAGUAAUGUCAAUCUUGUUAUUGAAAGGGCAAGCUCCCAGAUUCUAUUUCAGCCAAUUGGGACCCGGAUCCUACCUCAGCCAAUCAGGACCCGGAUCCUAUUUCACCCAAUCGGAGCUUGGUCUCUCUCCUCUCACCUCAGCAAGGAGCUCACCCACCACUCUUAGACCCUGCCAAUUGACCAGAGCCAUGACCUAUCACCCCAUCAACUACCCCUAGAUCCAGCCAAUCAGCCAGAGCCAUGACCAUAACCCCACCAACUGCCCUAGAACCCCAUAAAACAUUUCUGAUAUUGAAACUUGCCCUCUUUCUCUGGCAUCUUGCCACUGCGUUGGUGUAGAUGAGAGAUUAAGCUCGACCUAGCUUGAAU